AUGUCAGAUUUUGAAAUGGCAUCAAUUAAUGCAUUUAAAGAAGUAUUUCCUAAUAUACGGCUCUUAUUAGCAUUAGCAUAUGUACCAGAAAAUCAUGUGAUAGAUGCGUUUGAAGAAUUAAUAGAUUCACCAUACUACACAGAUAACGAAAACAUUUUACAACCACUUAUUGACUACUUUGAAGACACCUGGAUAGGCCGCCCAGUGGGUCGAAGAAAAGGUCGUAGAUCACCAAAGUAUUCAAUUAGUUUAUGGAAUUGUUACGAAUCGGCAAGCACUUUAUUACCAAGGACUAACAAUGCAGUAGAAGAUUGGCAUAGAGGUUUCAGUUCAUUACUUGGUGCAUAUCAUCCAACAUUAUGGACAUUUAUCGAUGUGUUGAAAGAUCAGCAACAUUUAGAGGACAUUAAACUGGAACAGUUCAUUGCUGGUGCCAAAAAACAUCAAAAAAAAAUAUAUAAAAAUUGUUCAGAAAAAAUACGUAAUUUAACCUUGUCUUACAAUAUUAACGACAACAUUAAUUAUUUAAAAGGUAUCGCUUACAAUUUAACUCUACAAAUGUAA
Macrosiphum euphorbiae (potato aphid) is the source of this 564-nucleotide messenger RNA. Lineage: Eukaryota; Metazoa; Arthropoda; Insecta; Hemiptera; Aphididae. The record is from the annotation of a GenBank genome assembly.